AUGGAGUCCAGCUUCGACCAUGGCUCGCCGACUGAACCGCUCCCAACCCCUCCCAUGGCAGCCUCGUCCGCCUCGCCGCUGAACGUCCAGAAGACACGCCUGGCUUCGGUAGACGGAACGCCGCUGUCGCAGUCCGAAAUCACCCUGCCUAUACGAGACCGCCGCUCGCAUCCCUCGGCAGCCUCUCUCUACGCCUCGACCUUGUCACCGCCGGGCUCCCGCUCCCAGUCGCCCGCCGGCGCCCGACUCGCCUCGCGCGUCAACUCGGGCUCUGUAUUUGGCGGCCUCGGCUCUAACAAUGCGCUCGCACUCGAGGGCGCAGGGGAUAGCCCCGGCGACCCGCUGAAUCUCAUAUGCAAGGCCUUCGUGCCGCAUGUUGCCGUCUACGCAUCCGACGAUACCGACCAGCUGCUGGGGGAGAAGGGUUUCGACCGAGGCCUCUGGCAGCUGCUACGGCCCUUUGGCGAGCGCAUACAGGGCAAGGUCAUCAUACGGGACAGUAAUGGGGCGAGUCGCACCUACGAAGAUUAUUCAGUGCAUUUCGUGAGGUUUGGCGAAGGGCUGGAGCACCCAGAGCCAACCACGGGCGGACUCAAGAAGACGCUGAACGGGUCCUUGGAAAAGACUACAGGCGGCGGCAAAGACGAACCUUCGUCUCGCGGCAGGACCCUCGCUGACGUUGAGGCUGUCGUGGAGCGCCACCUGAGCUACGCAGAAGAUUCCGCUCCUGCGGCCUCGCAGAGCCCCAUUGCCACCAAACAUGGAUUAGAUAUCGAUGUGCCAUCGCCUUACUACUCGUUGUACCUGCGCCGGCUGCUAUCGGGCCUGCCCAUAGCUCCUCAUGAGGCCUUUGCCCACCCAGUCGCAUGUGUCAUCGCGAUAAGUUCGAGGAAUCCAGCACCCAUCGAGACGCUGAGAAAUCUAUACACCCAGUCGAGCACAGGAGACAGAAGGCUGCCAAAUUGGGUGGACUCGGAAUACCUGCGAUACUAUGUACUGGUUCACGAUGAAGAGUCGGAUGACAUCACACGAUCCAUGUCGCUAUUUGAUCAAAUGAAGCGUAAUCUCGGCUUGCAUUGCCACCUGCUUAGGAUACGUGGCACACAGAGCGUUGCAACCGACGACGACAGCAUACCAUUACCGACCAGCGAGUGGAUGUCCGCUUCUGAGGAGCUGGCCAACAUCAGGAGGCACGACGACCAGGACGACCUAGAAGACCAAACGCGAUACAUUUACGAAUCUGACGCAACUGCGAUACGGACCUUCGUCCGCGAGAUGGUCACGCAGUCCAUCAUACCUACCAUGGAGCGCCACGUCUCGGUCUGGAAUGACCAGGUCGCCUCUCGGCGGAGAGGUGUGGCUGGACGCUUCCUGGGUCUGACCCGUCGGUGGGGAUUUGGCAGCACAUCCAAGUCGUCUAGCGCAACUCAGGGGUCGGGCAGCAACUACGACUCCCUGGGCUUCUAUCGCCAGGACGCACCCGAGGCCAUCAUGCGCAAGCUCGCCGAUUACGCGUUCAUGCUUCGUGAUUGGAAACUCGCCUACUCUACCUACGACAUCCUCCGCGGCGACUUUAGUAACGACAAAGCCUGGAGAUAUCAUGCGGCAACAAAUGAGAUGGCUGCCAUCAGCCUGCUCAUGCUGCCCCAGAACCUGAGCGCAAAGACCCGCGCCGAGACCAUCGACGCCAUGUUUGAGGCUGCUGUCUACUCCUACCUUACCCGCUGCACAGCUCCGUACGGCGCGGUCCGCUGUCUCAUCCUCGGCAUCGAGCUGCUCCGUCUACGCGGCGGCUCAAACAUCGACGAUGCUGCUAAAUGGGGAAUCCGCCUGAUUGAAAGCAAAAUUCUUGGCCCAGUAGGUGAAGCGCUCAUCAAGGAGCGGCUCGCUGUCUGCUAUGCAUCCAGGACCGGGUUGGGAACCCAGCAGCUGGGUAGCCGAAGGCGCAAGUCGGCGCUUUGGAGUAUACUAGGCGCCGAUGCAUGGUUGGCACAGUCCAAGUACAUACCAGCCCAGCGCUGCCUCAACGAAGCACGCAGAAUGUACGGCGAUUUGCCAACAGAGCAUGGUAUUGACAAAUUCGAGCGCGCGAGCGCCUUCAUGCUCGGAAUCGGGCAGCAGUUGAACGAGAAACUUGAGGCUGACGAGCACGGUGAAGAGUCAACAGUCCAAGACAGCGAUCAGGUGGAUGAGGAGAGCGAAGUCCUCAACACGAGAGGGCGGAGAAUAAGCACAGCAGGGUUUCCCGGCGCCACCGCGCCACCUCUAGAAGCCUCACCCCUAAUGAGUACAGGGCAUGGCAACAGCCAGGAGGUCGUUGAUGUACAGGGUCCAACGGACGAUUUUGGUUAG
Messenger RNA from Neoarthrinium moseri, 2352 nucleotides. RefSeq lists its product as uncharacterized. The coding region runs from base 1 to 2352 and encodes 783 amino acids. The record is from RefSeq and is a predicted model, not a curated record. The transcript has a single exon. Gene Ontology annotation, biological process: protein localization to phagophore assembly site; endoplasmic reticulum to Golgi vesicle-mediated transport. Lineage: Eukaryota; Fungi; Ascomycota; Sordariomycetes; Amphisphaeriales; Apiosporaceae. Gene Ontology annotation, cellular component: phagophore assembly site; TRAPPIII protein complex; cytoplasmic vesicle.